AUGGCUCCCGUCCUGCCCUCGCCGAACAACCUGGAUAGGCGGAAGAUCGUUGGCAUUGGCUCCGAAACCGUCACUAAUAUCACCUCGACCGACUUCCCCGGCCAUCAUGCUGGUGAAGACCAUUCAUGGUCUCUCCCCAAGUUCAGGAAGCUCCUGAAAGUCAUCUUUCACCAGAACCAAAAAGAUGAAGCUACCUUCUCUCUCGUCGGCGUCGACGCCUCCCUCGCGAAUGCCUUCCGCCGCAUUCUCCUCGCCGAAAUCCCGACCUUAGCCAUCGAAAUGGUCUACGUCCAAAAUAACACCUCUGUCAUCGCAGACGAAGUCCUCGCUCACCGGCUAGGUCUCAUCCCUUUGAAAGGCAGUAUUGAGGGUCUAAAAUGGCUAAAGUGGUUCAUCGAACCCAACCCCGAACUCGGUCUUGACGGCAAUCAGCGAACCGACUAUAACACCGUCGUCUUAGAGUUGAAGGUCAAGUGCGAACGAAACCCCGACGCCGACAAGAAGGCCACCGAGCCAGAGGAAAAGUACAUCAAUAGCAGCGUCUAUUCACGGCACAUCAAAUGGAUCGUCCAAGGUCAACAGAAAGCUCGUUUCGCCGAUGGACCGAUAGAGCCUGUCAGUCCCGACAUCCUGAUCGCAAAAUUACGACCCGGUCAAGAGCUCGACAUGAUCAUGCAUGCACAUCUGGGGAAAGGAAGUGAUCAUGCCAAAUUCAGCCCUGUCGCAACCGCAACAUACCGACUCCUCCCCACCAUCACUAUCACCCAGCCCAUCCUUGGCGCCGACGCGAGGAAAUUUCAAAAAUGCUUCCCACCAGGCGUUAUUGAUCUUGAACGCGUGACGCCAUCGGACGCCUCGUCCGGCAAUUCCGCCUACCACGGCCGUGAAGGUGACGAGAAAGCUGUCGUGAAAGAUCCCAUGCGAGAUACCGUGUCGCGAGAAUGUCUCCGACACGACGAAUUCAAGGACAAAGUCAAGCUGGGACGAGUGCAGGAUCACUUCAUCUUCAACGUCGAGAGUACAGGCCAGUUUCCUAGUGACAUGCUGUUCUUGGAGAGCGUUAAUGUGUUGAAGUUCAAGGCCAUGAGGCUGCUUCGGGCUCUAGAUGAGAUGGAAAAAUAA
Rhinocladiella mackenziei CBS 650.93 is the source of this 1122-nucleotide messenger RNA. RefSeq lists its product as uncharacterized. The transcript is spliced from 2 exons. Gene Ontology annotation, biological process: DNA-templated transcription. Gene Ontology annotation, cellular component: RNA polymerase I complex; RNA polymerase III complex. The record is from RefSeq and is a predicted model, not a curated record. Lineage: Eukaryota; Fungi; Ascomycota; Eurotiomycetes; Chaetothyriales; Herpotrichiellaceae. Gene Ontology annotation, molecular function: DNA binding; protein dimerization activity. The coding region runs from base 1 to 1122 and encodes 373 amino acids.